AUGGACCCUUCCCGUGCCCCACACAAAGCAAAUGCCGGUUGCAGAAGGGACCCACCUACUACGGAUACGGAAAAGGAAGACAUCGUGAACCCAUGGCUAGCGCAGAAGGGACCUCCCUUCACCGGAGCUAGCAGGCCACCUCCACCGGAACUGCUCAUGAAGACGCUUACGACGCGACAAUGGAAGGCCCUCAUCAUCGGAAUGCUUGCCUGGUGGCUUACGAGAAGCGAAAUACUCACUGCUCUCAUCCUGAUCCUGACGGCAUUCGAGGAAACCCCCAGGACGGGAUCCCCCGACCCUCUCAAAGGCGCGAAUUGCAAGGAAAAACAUUGCAACGACUCGGAAUCAUCUGAUCAAACAACGACAACCACAGAUAUCGUACCGAUGGCUCAGAACGACAAAAGCCUUGAUACCGUGCCAAAGAGCGACACUGGCCAAAGCACGGAGGCCAAGAACGACACCGAGGCGACGGUCAACAAGGCCCUCUUCAACCUGUUCCAGGAACUCAUGACCAAAGGAUCAAAUGGUCCUUCGUUUGCGAUCCCGCUCCACCCACUCCCUGCCUUCAAAGGGAAAGAUGUGACUGAGUACCUGCGAAACUUCAACCAGCAAGCAGAACUCAUGAAUAUUUCUGAAGACAAAAAGCCGGGACUCUUUGAAUCAUACACCGACCCCGAGAUGAAGAGAGAAGUCCGGCAAGCUAUGGAAGGCUUCGACUGGAAAGAGGCCCAAGAGAAACUGAAGGAGUCCUUUGCGAACGAUGACUCCGAUCAAACCGAAACGGUCGAAGAGAAGCUUGAAAUACUCAAUGAGGUCCGACUGAAGGUUGACUUUCACGCCAUUAUUAAAUGGUUGAAUGAACAUCAGUAUCUCUUCAAACAGACCGAUAAGAAUUGGAUGGACUCCCGCACGCAGUCCCGAGCCAUCUACAAAGCACUGCCUGAGGAGGUCAUUGAUGGGAUCUGCGAAAGGCACAACAAAGGCGUCAGGGAACUCACCAUCAUGAACUACCAUGACCUUACGGAUAUGAUCAAACGGUACUGCGAGAACAAGAUCGAGAUCAGGAAGACCCACCGCUCUAGAAACGAAGAUGAUACUCGCAAGGUCACCUGGGCCCCGACCCCUCCAAGGAACUCCAGCCCCUCCACGAAAAGCACCAAGACCCCUAGGAUCCUGAGAAAGGAGCCCGACGAAGUGACCAACUCGAAGAUCGACGACCUUACCGCGCAAUUGACCCAGCUCUCGAUCAAUCUGGCGAAAGGGCAGGAGACACAGCUACAGCUCGCUCAGAUCAUCCAGAGGGAGAACGACAGGCAGGCUGCCACGGGGACGAGCCAACCCUUCAGGACAAACGCCGUAUCAAUUGAUCAACCUCAGAACCACGAGAAUCUCUACACAUACGCGGCCUACGGAUCGGGGCGAGGUGGCUACCAAAACAACAUGGCGUGUUGGUAUUGCGCAGGAAGAAACCAUUUUCCCGACACCUGUGCUGACCUGGCCUAUGAUAAAAGCGCCGGUAUCGCGAGUUACGACCCUCAAGGUGGAGCGGCCCUCCUCGGAAGGGGUGAUGCAAUGCUGCCGCCGAAUCUUGUGUACCAAUUCAAGAAGUUCGAGUCCGAAAGCUCGUCCACAACUGCCGAGAACAACAUCAUUGACGAUUUCAUACGGAAGAACCCCGAGGCCUUGGAUCUCUACCGCCCGAAGUAUAAGUCCCCAGAAGGGUUUGAUCGAUUGCCUAAGGAAAUUACGCGUGGGGACCGAGAUAUCCUGGACAGCCAGAACCCGCCGCCUGGAACCUCCACUAAUGGGGCGCCUCAGACGCUUACCACUACGACUGUCGCCGUCAACGCCAAUGCAAGGAAGAGGGUCCAUGUCGAAGAUAUCACUGAAGUGCAAGAAGCUGCUCAGCCGAUCAGGAAGUCGACUCCAAUUGAGAAACCAGCCGCUACAGGCAAAGAGAAGAGCCAGAGGUUUCAAACGCUUGAGGAAAAGCAGGCUUCAAUCAUACAGGAGCUGAGAGAUGACUUUCGAACGAAGAAGAUCUCGAUUCCAGCUGAUAAGCUAUUCACAUUGCUGCCCCAACUAGGCAGAGAGGUAGCGGAAGAUUGCCAAGACAUUGCUAACAGCGUGGAACAGAUCACCUACAUCGAACCCGCGCCGUAUACCACCGGAGAAGGGCGGGGACCAUCUGAUCAAAAGGCCAACGGCGCCAAUGCGGUCCAAGUUGGUGAACAAGACUGGGGAGAGGCCUACUGGACAGCGAUCAGCGAGAGAGCCGGCGUGAACGUAAUUCUCAUCGACGAAGUAAGCCAAACCGACCGAACCGAUGAUAAUACGAAGGACCUUCAGCCCGGAGACUAUAUCGUCACAACCGACGCGGGCACAACGGACGAAGAGACAAAGACGGUGGAGGUUCGUCAGAACAAGACGGAGACCUCAGGGAAGACCACGCCCACAGCCAAGGAAAGAGAACCGACUGAUCAGAUGGUUAAUAACAUCGAACUGAUGGACGAGGGCCAAAGCAAGAGAGUCGCCCAGUCCCAGGAACUACCUCGCAUUCUUGUGAGACUCGAUAAUCCGGAGGGCAAGGUCAUCGAAGCCAUGGUGGAUACAGGCUCCGAAGGGAACAUCAUUUCGCAGGAGCUUGCAAAAAAGCCUGCGGCCUCAAAGUUGCUCCAGCCCGUGCCUCAACCACGUCUUUCUCCCAGGACCAAAUCACCAUGCUAG
Messenger RNA from Fusarium keratoplasticum, 2727 nucleotides. RefSeq lists its product as uncharacterized. The record is from RefSeq and is a predicted model, not a curated record. The coding region runs from base 1 to 2727 and encodes 908 amino acids. Lineage: Eukaryota; Fungi; Ascomycota; Sordariomycetes; Hypocreales; Nectriaceae. The transcript is spliced from 3 exons.